UGGGAGGGUAUCCAUGUGUUCUUUGCUAGAAUGAAAAUUCUUUUUUGAGUGGCUCUGAAUUUUCACGUCUUGAGAGUAUUCAGCAAAUUAAAGGUCUGUUUGUCUGUUUCCUACUGAGUGGGCUUUUAGGGAGGGACCUGCAAUAGAUAGAAAAAAAUUUCUUCCUUGUUGAUCCCAGAGGGCUGGAGUCAGAUCAAGACUGGAUUUCAGAUCGUUCAUUUGUUUGUUCGUUCAUUUGUUCAUUCACUGAAGCAUCCGUACACUCAGCAAAUAUUUAUUGAGUCCUUAGGCACUGCUCUUGGUACUGGGGAUACAACAGUAAACAAAACAGAGGCGCCUUGUCCUCAACAAGCUUACACUGUAGUGGGGAAGAUAGUCAAAUAAAUAAGCAGAUAAAUAUUUUUAGAUAGUGAAAAUACUGCUGAAAAGAAACUAGGAUUAGGAAGCUAGAGAGUGAAGGUGGGCAGAUGUGCUAUUCAGUUAGAAUUGUUAAGUAUGUCCUCUCUGAGGAGAUGGCAUUUGAAGAGAACUGAAGGAUGUGAACAGUGUGAGGAUCAGGAAAGAGCACAGCGGACAGAGGGAAGAGGAGGUGUUCAGGAAGACCUGAAUGAGUGAGGCCUGAGUGCGGACCGGCUUGUACAGAUUACGUAGUUCCCUGGAGGCCAGUGUAAAGGAUUUGGAUUGUUACCAGUGUGAUAGGGAACCACUGGAGGGUAUUCAGCAGAGGAGGAAUGUAGUAUAAUUUAUGUUUUAAAAAUAUCACUCUGGUUGCUGUGUGGAGAAUAGACUCUCGGAGUGGGGGAGGGGGAAACUGGAAGCAUGGGAGACCAGAUUAGAAGUUAUUGCAACAGUGAGACUUGUUUUGAGGGUAUAGACAAUAGGUUGAUGAACUGGUUAUUGGAAGUACAGAAAAGAGGAAAGAAGGCUGAUGCCCAGAUUUGUAGGUCUGGAUUGGGCAGUGACCUCUGGGCUCACUACUCCAGCCUGGUGCAUCUUUUGGCUCCAUGGACAGCUGCUGGCUCCUACAGACCGGAUGAAGCAGACUAGAGACACAAGUGGAGAAAGUCUCCAGCUGGCAUAUUCUCAGAGUGUGGCCCUCUGGCCGCUGGCCCUGCCCAGCCUGCUUCAUGGAGAGGAUGAACUGGCUGAGCAGGCUGGCCUCCCGGGCCCCUGGGCACCGUGUACCACAAGGGGCCAGUCUGCAGACCCCUGUCAUGGCUGACCCUGAGACCUGCCUCAUGGUCUUCAAGAAUCACUGGUCCCAGGUGGUGCGAAUCCUGGAGCGGCAAGGCCCUCGGGCAGCGCCUGGGGGCGCAGACGAUCUCAGUGCUGUGCGAAACCACACUUACCAGAUGCUGACCCUGUUGGCAGAGGAUCGUGCAGUCCCCUCGGCCCCCUCAGCUCCUGGGCCCCUGCUGGAGUUUGCUCUGCGCGAGGAUCUUCUCACCCGUGUAUUGGCCUGGCAGCUUCAGUGGGAUGAGCUUGGAGAUGGGGUUGAGGAACGGCGGGCUGAGCAACUGAAACUCUUUGAGAUGCUAGUGAGCGAAGCUCGCCAGCCACUGUUGCGGCAUGGUCCAGUUCGUGAGGCUCUGCUGAUCUUGCUGGACGCCUGUGGCCGCCCUGUGCCCAGUAACCCAGCACUGGAUGAAGGCCUGGUGCUACUUCUCAGCCAGCUGUGCGUGUGUCUGGCCCGGGAGCCCUCAUUGCUCGAGUUCUUCCUGCAGCCACCUCCUGAGCCCGGAGCUGCUCCCCGUCUUCUCCUCUUUUCUCGCCUUGUCCCCUUCGUCCAUCGAGAGGGCACCCUAGGCCAGCAGGCCCGUGACUCCCUACUCCUGCUCAUGGCUCUGUCAGCUGGGAGCCCCACUGUGGGCCGCUAUAUUGCAGAUCACUCUUACUUCUGCCCGGUGCUGGCCACAGGGCUGAGUGCCCUGUACUCUUCACUGCCCCGAAAGAUUGAAGUUCCAGGUGAUGACUGGCACUGCCUGCGACGGGAGGACUGGCUGGGAGUGCCAGCCCUUGCGCUCUUCAUGAGUUCCCUAGAGUUCUGCAAUGCAGUCAUUCAGGUGGCUCACCCCCUGGUGCAAAAGCAGCUUGUUGAUUAUAUCCAUAAUGGGUUCCUGGUGCCUGUCAUGGGCCCUGCCCUGCACAAGACCUCUGUGGAGGAGAUGAUCGCCAGUACCGCCUAUCUGGAACUUUUCCUACGGAGUAUCUCAGAGCCUGCCUUGCUCCGUACCUUCCUGCGAUUCCUGCUGUUACACCGGCAUGACACCCACACCAUCCUUGACACGCUUGUUGCCCGUAUUGGCAGCAACUCCCGGCUCUGCAUGGUCUCUCUGAGUCUCUUCAGGACCCUACUGAACCUCAGCUGUGAGGAUGUCCUGCUGCAGCUGGUUCUCAGGUAUCUUGUCCCAUGUAACCAUGUGAUGCUGAGCCAGAAACCAGCUGUGCGUGAUGUGGACCUAUAUGGACGAGCAGCAGACAAGUUUCUCUCCCUAAUCCCACGCUGUUGUCGGCACCGUGCCUCCAGCCCACCCUGUCCAGAGCAUGCCUCAUGGGCACGAGGUGGGCCUAGCAGAGAGGCAGGGAGAAGGGAGGACACGACGGGACCUGGAAGCCCAAGUGUUGACUCCUCUUCUGCAGUGACAGUGCCCCGUCCCUCCACGCCGUCUCGUCUGGCCCUCUUCCUGCGACAGCAGAGCCUGGGUGGCUCCGAGUCCCCAGCCCCAGCCCCUCGCUCACCAGGGCUUGCUGCAUCCCCAGCCUCCAGCCCCGGCCGACGGCCCAGCCCCGCAGAGGAGCCUGGUGAGCUGGAAGACAAUUACCUGGAGUAUCUGCGUGAGGCGCGCCGUGGUGUGGACCACUGUGUCCAAGCCUGCCGUACCUGGUCUGCCCCCUAUGAUGGCGAGCGGCCCCCUCCUGAGCCCAGUCCCAUUGGCUCCCGGACUAAGAAACGCAGCCUACUGCCUGAGGAGGACAGGGACAAUGCGGGGGAAGGGGAGGAGGAAGAGCUGGGGAGUGGGGGGCUGGCUGGGGGGGGAAGAGAGGGCCCCGGCCACCUGCCCCCUCCCCAGCUCAAUGGGGUGCCAGGACCGUGGCCUGAGGGGGCCAAGAAGGUUCGUCGGGUGCCACAGGAGGGAGCUGGGGGACUGCUAGAGGGCAUCUCCGAGGGCAUGGCAGGACUGGAGGGCUUUGGGCAGGAGCUCCGGGAGCUGGAGGUGGCAUUGAGCAAUGGGGGUGCUGGCUCAGAGCCCCCCCUAGAGCCUGCACUGCCUCUUGAGGAGGAGGAGGCCUACGAGAGCUUCACCUGUCCCCCUGAGCCCCCUGGCCCCUUCCUCAGCAGCCCUUUGCGGACUCUCAACCAGCUGCCAAGCCAGCCCUUCACUGGCCCCUUCAUGGCUGUGCUCUUUGCCAAACUCGAGAACAUGCUGCAGAACUCCGUCUAUGUCAACUUCCUGCUGACGGGGCUGGUGGCCCAGCUGGCCUGUCACCCCCAGCCCCUGCUCCGCUCUUUCCUGCUCAACACCAACAUGGUCUUCCAGCCCAGUGUCAAGUCCCUGCUGCAGGUGCUGGGCUCUGUGAAGAAUAAGAUUGAGAGCUUUGCAGCCUCGCAGGAGGACUUCCCAGCAUUGCUGUCCAAAGCCAAGAAGUACCUCAUUGCCCGUGGCAAGUUGGAUUGGACUGAGGGCCCUCCAGCAGGACCUGCCCCCCGCCGCUCUGAUUCCCUAGUGAAGAGUCGGAGGCCGUCCUUGGGGGAGCUGCUCCUGCGGCACGCACACAGUCCAACCAGGGCUCGGCAGGCGGCGCAGCUGGCUCUUCCGCCUGGGAGAGACGGCGCAGGACUUGGCCUAGGUGGGGGCUCCCCGGGGGCUUCAACGCCGGCCCUGCCCCACCGAGGCGGGGCCCCCGAGCGCCAAGGUGAGGCUCUGCGAGUCAAGAAUGCUGUCUACUGUGCAGUCAUUUUCCCUGAGUUUCUCAAGGAGCUGGCUGCCAUCUCCCAGGCCCAUGCUGUCACCUCGCCUUUCUUGUUGGAUACUUCAGAGGAGGGAUCUGGCCCUCCUGUCUCAGGCUUUGGGGCCCUCAAUCCUUAACUUUCUUCCAUGGACAAUCAGGGCCUUGAGUGGCCUGGGCUGGGGGCCAGGGUGUAGGCUCCUUUUUAUGUUUGGAGGCAGUGGCGAGAGGACUUUUUAAUUUAUUUCUGAUGAAUGUUUCCUGGAGAACUUGUUGCAAUACGUAUAAAAGGGAAAUCUCUAUUCUGUGCUCAUUCUUCCUUCCCUCCCUUUUUCUAUGGGGCCGGGGCUCCAAGAAAGUUGUACAUAGAUGGGGAAGUGGUCAGGGUACUUUCUCUCUGGUGAGGAUCAGAUACCAAGUUUCAAGGCACUUCCUACGCCUUUAGAGGGUGAGGGGACAUGAAACCUAGGGAAGAAAUGUGGGCCUUUCCUCCUCCAGACCCCCACAGGAAGAAGCAGCAUGGGCCUAGGAUGGUUUGGGGGAGCAGCAGCUGAUGUUUAUUGGGGACCAGUGUCCCUAUGUCAGAUCUUGGGGGCCUCGCCCCCUGCAUCUCUUGCCUCAGCUUCAUUCGUCGCUGUCGAACUCCGAGGACAGACCCUGCAGCAGGGGCAGGGACAUGGAGUGCCGGUCGGGGUCCCCGGGGCCCCCACCCUGGGCUCCUGGUGGGGGGCUGCGGGGGCUGAAGAGCCAGUUCUCUGCCAGGGUUGGGGAUAGUCAGAGCUUGACUCAUGCCCUGCUUUUUCUGCCUCCCUGAUCCCUCCCACUGGUCUUCUUUGUUGUACCCACCCCCUCACCAGGACCAUGCUUCCAUCUCACCCUCCCCUGGCUCCCUCACUCCAUCCUCCUCACUAGGGUCCAGUGUGGAGUUACAGGUGCCCUGUAACGCAUUCCUGGGCUAUACUCCCCAUGCCCUCUCCCUCCACCCUGCCCCGUCCCUCUCAUCUUCAUUUCCCCUAGCAGUACCUGACAGCAUCUGGGGCCCUCUUCGGAAGAAGUUUCGGCCCUUGUAGGAGAAUCUGGUUGGUCUACCCUCUGGCCCUUCCUGGGGAGGAGGUGUAGGUGGGUCUGGGACAGGCAUGGGCACAGCAGCAGCUUCGGGGAUAUCCUCAGGGGCUGAUGUGUGGGCCGGAGGUGGCAUGGUGCUGAGGUUGGGUCUGACCCAACUGGCCCCCUGAGGCAGUGGGUCUUUGAUCAGAGGCUUCUGUGGUCCCAGCACUCCCUUGGGCUGCAGUGAAAACUUGAGGCAGGAGAAGGCAAUAGGCAGUGACCGUUGUAACCGGAGCAGCUGGGGCUCACGGGCGGUAGGCAGCAGCCCCAGCUGCAGCCAGGAACAGGAGAAGACCUGGUAGAUAACAUAGAUGCUGCGGGUGCUUCGGAGCCAGGGAAGAGUCUGCUGUAGGCUCACCUGCCCUGGUGGCAGCAACAGGAAGGCCACCUUCUUGCGCAGGCCACCCAUAUGUAAGUGGAUCUGGCAGGGCUGUCCAUCCAACAGUCGCGUUUCUCCAUAGGCUAUCUCUGCUCGGCCAUUUGGUGAGUAUUCUCGAGUGCAGUGGGCAAAGGCUCCCUCAGACCCUGCCUGCUCCAGGAGGUUUGGUAGUGGCCCCACUGGUUGUAGUGCCCGCCGGCCCUGCCGACCUGGCAGAGCCAGGCGGGUGUGGGCUGGGCGGGACUGUUUCACAAGCACACCCAGUAGGUCAUAGCAGGUUGCGUCCGACAGGAAAGGUACUGCCACUACAUUGUGCCCAAAGCGCUCCUCGAUGACCUGCAGGUGGCCAGUUUAUAGGUCAGGGACUGAGUGCAUUAGGGUCAGGGCUAGGAGUCACCUGAUAGCCUGCUCUAGAUCGACCCUCCCACUGUCACUGUUGGAUUACAUCUCCACAAUGUGCUCAAAGUGUUAUGCUUCCUGCUUAUCUCCCAGUUCUCUCCUGUAGCAAAACCUUGAAUGUCUACUAUCUGCCAGACUCUGCUAGACACUGGAAAUGCAUAAAAAAAUGAGACUUUGUCCUUGUCCUAAUAUAGCUCAGUCUAAUGGAGGAGACAAACAUGUAAACAGUAGGCAGCUAAGUAAAAGAACAGAGAGCAAACUAUGGGGCAGGUGAGCUGUGAUUUAACAGCCUUUGUCUUUGAUAGAAGAGGAUCAAGGAUAGCUUCUAGGUGGUAAUACUUUGGCUUCUAAGGAAUUAGGUAGGAGAAGGAACAGCCAGUGAAAAAAACUUGCACUUAAUAAACUAAAGGGCACAGUCAGGAACAUAUAAUUUCUUAUUCAGUGUAGGGUGUGGAGAGGGACAAGCACACAGGAACUUGAAUCUUCAAGGCCUUGUGUGUGUGCUAAGUGGUGGGAAUUUUAUCCUGAGGACAAUGGGAAGCCACUUGAAGGGCUCUGGCUAGGAGGGGCAGGAUCAGAUAGGCAUUUAAAAAGUUUAUUUGGAAAGGAAGGCAUAAAAUAAAGGGAGAUAGAAAAAUCAGUUAAGAAUGUUAUAAAAUUCCAGGCAAGACAUGGUGAGCCUCUGAAUUAAAAUAAUGGGGGAAGAUAUUUAGGUUAUAGAAUUAGUAGAACUUGGUCACUUAAGGUGUGUGGGAAAAGGAAUCCUCAAGGAUUAUUCUUACGUGAUUGGUUAGAUGGGUGAUGUCAUUAACCAAGAAUGGAUACACAGAAGUAGCUUUGGAAGUCCACUCUUACACCGUGUCUGCCCUAGCUGCAGGGGGUACUUCUUUUAGGGAUUUGUGACCUCAUCUUUGGAAUGCUAGUUCCAAAAGGCUUUUAAGGAUUACAGUUCCUCUCGAUUUUGUCCUUGUCUUGGCCUUUUUGGGCUUGGUAACCCAGUUUUGGAAAGUUUAACUUCAUGACCAACUGGGAAAGCCUAUAAGAUCCUCUUAGUAAUUAUACUUAGUUAUGAUCUUAACUCAUCCCAGAUAUUGUUGGCUGAGAGUUCUGGGUCUGCAUGCCGCUGGGGAGCAUAUACCGUCCCUUCUUUGGGCCCCUUUCAUUUUAGAGUUCUAAUUUUAAAAUGCUGUGUGCUCUGCUUCCCUCCCCCAGCCUCCCAAAUCCAACAUGUCUGUGCCCCAAGAUGGCAUUGCUCACUUUGCUGGCCUGGUAGAAUUCACCAGUGGUCCCUUAAAGCUGAUCGCUUUUUGCUACAUAAAGCUGAUUUGGAAGUGCUGCCCCCUAGCGUAAGAGAAGGGUACCUAACUGAUGGAGCUGUGUCUGGGCUUUAUACAAGCUGUGAUAGCUUGAAGACUCCUGUUUUUUGUCAUCUAGCCAAGGAAAUAACUGGUGCUCUUUGUUGAUCUGCAGGGAAGAAUUUCCCAUCAUUCUUACUCCUUUGUUUCACUAAGACAUGGAACACUUAACUUUUGAGUGGAGGCCUCGGGUUGAUAAAGGCCCCGAGAAGGGCGGUUGGGUUUCCAGGGGUGACAGCAGAGCCAUGGUGGGUUAGGACUUUUGUAUAGAAUGCUCUGCCCCAUGACCUUGAAAGCAUAGUCACCAGACAUAACUUCAGAACCCCACCCUAGCCGCUCCUUUGGUGCCUCGGUUUCUGUACAACUAAGGCGAAUAAAAGUGUCUCCAGGGGAGGUCCCUCUAACAGGAGUGUGAUGUUUAACGUGUCUGGUUCUCAUGGUCUACGUUUCUGCUAAAGGGUGGCUCCCUGAUUUAGCUGGAAACUCUUUUCCAGAAUAUAGACAGGAAUUUGCCUGAAUGGAAGUUAUUAAGUCCUUAUUCUUACCCUUGAGGGCCCAAAUGGCUGCCCUAAAAUAGGAAAAUUAAAGUGCUCAGUUCUGUGCUAGAGUGAGUGUAUUCUUGGCAGAGUCACCAUUUGAAACCACUACCUGCUUCUGCUGCACUUGUAUUUCUGGAUGGAAGUUCUGAGGAGCUUAGAGGCCUGCAAAUUUAGCUCACCCGGGAGCAGCCCAGGAAAGUGAUGGUGGAAGAUUAUCUUCCUGUAGGUACCUUGGCUUGUUUGAAUUCUGAUAGGGAGCCCUUGAGUCACAUUCUGUUUAGGGAGAUGUUCUACAAAGUGCCCAGUAAACUGUCAGCAGUUCUGAAGAGAGGAAACCAGGUCACUCAAAAAGGUGUCCUACUCUUUGAAUUUGCUAUCUACCACCAGUGGUUUAUCCUGCGUGUCCCUACACUGAAUUUCCUGACAAUUUUCCAUUUAAAUAGCAUAGGGAGAUUUUCUGAUUCUCAGAGCUGGUGUAGCUUUCUAAUAGUUAAAGACCCCAUUUAUUUCACCCUAAUUGUGAUUCAUCUAGUCCAGGCCCAACCUUUUACACUGCUGAAACUAAUGGCUCUCAUUCUUGGGAGGACCUUGGCUCUCCUGUUUUUGCUUCUUUGGGAAGCUGACCUUUGUGGUGAGCAGCUACUCCAUUUCAGGUGGGACCUACGUGCCAUUCAGGCUGCCUUGAGUCUGGUUGGCACUCCUUUAAGGUGAUCGUUUUAAACCUGGUGGGCUGCCUUCUACAAAUGCUUUCUGUUCACUCUCCUUCAGAUAACAUGACCAAAACUUGAGCCCUCAAUUCUCUAAUCUCAGAAAUUAGUCCCCAUCUAGAUUUGGUGGGGUUUUCUGGGCUCUUGCAACUCAAAUAUAGCUGGGAUUUGCCAGGUCCUGGAAAUCCAUAUAUUUGGCUCAAAACCCAAAUUCUCAUUCUGUGGAAGUUAAGCGGGAGAGAAUCUGUGAACUGGUUGAAGGUAAAGUUCAGGUUCUUUAGAAAACUUAAAAGGCCUUUCAUGAUCAGCCCCUAUCUCUCUUUAACCGCAUUUCCACCAGUACUUUGAACUCUGUUCUAGAGGACUGUUUGCAGUUCACAGGUAUACAUUUUCUUUUUUCUCUCCUGGCUUUGGCAUACAUUCUACCUUUAAUUAGUACACUGCUCACUCACCAACCCACCUGCUUAUUAACUCAUUCAGGUGUUCAUUAAGCACCGUUUAUGUGCCAAGUAUUCCUCCUCCCUCUGGGUGGGAAUACCUGCUUGCCUAGCUAGAAUGUCACUCUCUCCAGGAAGCCUUCCUGACCUCCUAAGUCCUGACCCUGCCUUAGCACUUCUCCUUUCUGCUCUUACGGCUCUCUGUAUGUUGUCUUUCAAGGAACCUUUCUUUCUGCUUUUGCAGUUGUAAUUAAAUUGGGCACUCUGUGCAGUGCCUGGCACAUAAGCCAGCACUGAGUAAAUGUUAGUUAUUAUUGUCUCCAGGCUUUCCACCCCUUCCUAGUCAGAAGCUGCUCAGACCCAUCUAGCUCACACUUUGUUACUUCCUCUUUAGCCUUCUUUACCUACCUUAUCUUUGAUGAGGGUCCAGGUGGCAUCAGCUUCAUCCAGUGUCAGCAGGUGAGGGGUACCAACCAACAUGGUGGGGGUGUGGGAGGGGUUAGGCAGGGCAGUGGCUGCUGCAGGAGCCCCAGGCUGCCCAGGGAGGUGAGGCCCCAGGCCCUGGGCUCUGACCUACUGCAGUAUGAGGUCAUAGAGGUCCUGCUGGGUGCUGGGGCCUUGGGUGGGGAGAGGGCAGUCACUUUCCUAGCCUCACUGUGCCUACAGCCUCAGUUCAUACUCUUUAGUUGCUUAUUCAUUCUCCUGCUUUAGGGGAGGAAGAUGCAGGUAUCCAUUAGGGCAUUUGUACAUGUCUGCAUGUGUGUGUGUAUGUGUGUGUAGUUCUUGGUCUGAGUUCUUUAAGGAAACAGGAUCAGGCCCCUCCUCCCUUUACCAGCCUCCUUAAAGCAAUUUGCUUUGCUAUCUUGUCAGUUGCAGAUGACUUCUUUGUGAGAUUGGAUUGGGGUCCUGAAGGACAUGAGAGAAGCAGGGAUCAGCACCUAAACGAGAACAAAGCAGUGACUUUCAGCUUUGGCUGUGCUUUGGAAUUACCUGGGAGCUUUAAAAAUUACUGGUACCUGGAUCCUACUCCCAGGGAUUCUGAUUUAAUGGGUCUGGAAAAUGCCUCGGCAUCAGGGUUUCUUAAAGUUCCUCAGGCAGUUCUAAUGUGCAGCCUAGGUUGAAGCUCAUUAUUAGUGAGUGGGUUACAGUUACAACGAAAGCCGGGUGGGUGUGUAGGAGGGUGCCGUGCUGAGCGGUGACAGCGUGGAGGAUGAGAAUCGAAUUGGGAUAAUGUUGCCUUAGUUACUGGAGAGAACUUUCAGGAAACCAGAUACACCCAGGUAAAUUUAAGAAAAUGUUCUCCAUCCUCCACUCCCUUUCCUGGGCUGCCUUGUGUCUAGUGGGUGCUCUCCCUCUGCAGCCCUAACCUGUGGGUGAUUUUCACUUGUGUCUCUGUCCGGAGAUCUCAACCUGGUGUUUUGCUGGGAAAGAAGAGUGGUUUUUCCCUGGAGAAGAACCACCCUAGAGAGUUUCUAGAAGCUCCUUCCCCACUCCACUCCUGUGUGCCCAGGAAGACCCUUUGUGUGCGGGGAGCACCCUCCGCUAUCCCGGCCCAGCGUAUAGAGCCGUCUCACAAAGUCGGCCAUUGUUGGAGCUGACUGAGGUGGUAUGAGUAUGGGGCCCCGGGGAGGGUCCUACUGUGGUGGGAGAGUGCUGCCGGGAAGUUCCCUAAAGGACAGGUAACUGGCCCCAGUGGAGAGCAGGUCUCCCUGGACAGAGCAAAGGGUUUGGGUGUCAGGUCUUUCAGCAAGGGUUUGACAGUGAGCAUGGGCCUGUGCUCCAGGAGAGGAAUUAGUAUUUAAAUAUUUGUUGAAAGUGAAUGUGUUAGGGGCUGUUCCAAACACUCUUGAAGGCGUUAUCUUAGUUAACCCUUUUAGUAAUCUCUUGAACUAGGUACUGUUAUCUCCCCAUUUUACAAGUGAAUUAACAGGCUCAGAGAGAUUAAAUAAACUAGUGCAAAACAUACAGUGAGUUCAUGGAGGGUCUAGGGUUCAAAUCCAAGUCUGCCUGAUUCCAGCUUUAACCAUUAAACAGUAGUUUCUUCUGGUGAAGGGAGAGAUCAGCAUGUUCCUUGUGCUUGCCCGAGGGCUGUGUGCCAGUUUGAAAUUCAAAGUGCUGAUUAAAGGGAAGUGGGCAGGAUGGGAGAAGAGCCACCAUAGACUCAAUCAGAAACCCCAAGAUUCUUGUAAGGUAAAACCAAGUCUCCUCCUCCUCAUGUCCCUUUAGCACAUUUUUUAUUAUGGUCGACAAGGAGAGGUCACCUAGUAAAGUAUAGCUGGCACCUCUGUUCCCUCAGAAAGGAAUUCUGAGUGAGGUAGACAGAGGUGGAGAGAGACAAGGACAAGAGACAGACACGGGGCAUAGCUGACUGACGGUGCAAGGAGACAGAUGCUGGGGGACAGACAGUGAGAGCUGCUGAGAAACAGGCAGAGAGUGAUGCACAUCUGUACCCUGAGGGGCUCCAGGAUGCGAAGGGGUGGAUGAGGUAGGUGCCAGGUUGAUGAGCUGUUGGUGAAAUCAGAUGAGGCUCUCUUUCGGAUUUUUGUUCAUAGAGGGGGCUCAGAGGGGAAACUGGGUACUAUUGAACUCAGCCAGAAGCCCAUACCUCUGUCUUCUCUCUCGCUGUCUGAUCACCAUGAUCCUCCUGCUCCCUAAAAAAUCUCAUAAAACAAACAGUCUGUCUUUCCUUUUGGCUCAUAGAGACCGAAAGUUGCUGAAGGAAAACAGGUGACAGCUGAGUUCUGGGUGGAGUUGAUGAGCCCAAGGGCUGGGCUGUUCAGGCCAUAUCUUACUCAAGGGUCUUGCCACCACUGUGGCAAGUUCUGGGGUCUCCCUGGGGAAGAAGGCACAGGUCAUCAGCAUAUCUGAGGAGUGAGCAGGGUGGGGAGCACUAGGGGAACAAACAGGUGGGGCUGACCAUCCAGAGAGCAUGCUGCUUUCUGCAAGCACCCCUAGGGCCGCACAGAACAGCACCAGUGGUGACGAGGAGCCCUUCUCUCAGGCUGUAGGGAUACUCGUACAGGUCCCUGAUCCCUUAUUUGAAACCUUUUGGGAUGGAUGGGUUUUGGAAUUCAGAGUUUUUCAGAUUUCAGAAAGGGAAUAGAGUGCCUUUAUGAUAUAUAAAGGAAUACCCCAGUGCGAUUCAGGGCAGUGCUCUAUAAUCAAACCCAUCAAUAAUUCUGUAGCUAAGUGUAUGAAUAUUCACACUAAGUGAGAUAAAUAUAUACUAUAAAUAUGAUUGUGAUGGGUCAGGCCAGAUUUUGGAUCAAAGUUAUGAAAAAUCUAUUGUUUCUUAAGAGAUUUUUUUUUUAUUUUGGAAUUAUAGAUAAAGGAUUAUGGGCUUAUAAUUGUUCUCAGGUUGUUGUGAGGAGUGAGAGUGCCGGUAAAGCCUUCUAAACACUCUACAUGGUAGGUAUGCAGUCUCCAUCCAAAACAAAAUAUGAGUGUCCAUGGGGGUGGACCUUUGGCUUGAGGGAAGAAAGUUCUUACAGGGAACAGUAUACAGCUUCGGACUCAGCUGCCUUGGGAGUUGUGUGUGCAACCAGAGUGAAGGUGCCUUAGAAGAGAGGCUGCCUGUGGUGGGAGGGGGACUGAAGUCAUUGCUUAUGAACAUUGGCUGUGUGUGAUUUUCCCUUUUCACGUACCAGAAGGGAAAGACAAAAACGGUGUGCGUGUGUGUAUGUGUGACACAGGACUGUCACACAUUUCUUUAUAUUUCUUUAUAAUAAUGUUGUAAUAAACAUCUUACUGCAUA
Messenger RNA from Camelus dromedarius (Arabian camel), 12625 nucleotides. RefSeq names its product FHF complex subunit HOOK interacting protein 1B (gene FHIP1B). The coding region runs from base 1128 to 4088 and encodes 986 amino acids. Gene Ontology annotation, cellular component: FHF complex. The record is from RefSeq and is a predicted model, not a curated record. NCBI's taxonomy places the organism in Eukaryota, Metazoa, Chordata, Mammalia, Artiodactyla, Camelidae. The transcript is spliced from 12 exons. Gene Ontology annotation, biological process: endosome to lysosome transport; lysosome organization; early endosome to late endosome transport.